This is a messenger RNA of Hevea brasiliensis (rubber tree), 246 nucleotides long. RefSeq lists its product as uncharacterized. Bases 1 to 246 code for a protein of 81 amino acids. The transcript has a single exon. The record is from RefSeq and is a predicted model, not a curated record. Lineage: Eukaryota; Viridiplantae; Streptophyta; Magnoliopsida; Malpighiales; Euphorbiaceae.
AUGUCAGAGGCACAAGGAGCACAACCGCCAGGGGAAAAGACGGCGACGACGUACGAAUCGGUAAUCGGAGGAGAAAAUAGGACAAAAACGGAGCUGCAAUCGAAGGAAGACCAGGGUAUGAUCCAGAUUGAUAAACUGCAAGACAAGGUUCCUGAUCCUGCUGGGAAAGGUGGCCCAGUUUUUGGGGCUGGUAAAGAUGAUGACAAGAAGGACUUGGGCGUUACAGGCACUGGCCUGGCCGAUUAG